This is a messenger RNA of Oppiella nova, 1772 nucleotides long. The record is from the annotation of a GenBank genome assembly. NCBI's taxonomy places the organism in Eukaryota, Metazoa, Arthropoda, Arachnida, Sarcoptiformes, Oppiidae.
AUGGAGACCUCAAGAAUAUAAUCGCAGACAAAGAGUGCGAUAAUAAGAGCGCGUCCGAAGAGUUUCAUAAAUUGAAACUCGGAUUUCUGGUCAAUCAGAUGGAGCACUUGCACCUCCUGAAGACCUUAGAAGAGGUUAAAUAUAAGGGCCAGCAGUCGGAGAAGCGGGUGAAGGACUUGGAGGUGGAAAACAGCGAAUUAAAGAUGAAGUUAGUGGAGGAGGAAGAAGACGAUGAAGUAAUAGUGCAGUCGUGGGGCAGUCGUGUGGCUCUCCUCGAGGCAGAGAACCAGGAAUUGAAGAUUCGAUUCGAAGAGGAUGAAGAGGAAGACGAAGAGGUUAUGCAACGCCUGAACGACCGGAUCGUUGAGCUGUUGGCUGAGAAUCAAGAGCUAAAAGCAGCCAUUUAUCAAUUGGAGGCACAGGUGGUUAAUGUGGUGCACACUCCCAGUGACAUCGAUUCGUCGGCGAAGAGCUAUUCUUAUGCCGAGGAUAAGAGUACGACUGCCGGCACCGCUAACCUUAAGGUUCCCGUAAAACUUGAUUUAUUAAAGCAACGGAUUAAUCAAAUGGUGAUCGAAAACGACGAGUUAAAGUCCACGAUAGCUCGCCUUCGAUGGACAUCACACGACACGAUUGAAACUGAAGACUCGGAUCAAGUGAUCGAUGAAUACAUUGCUGAUGAAGAGGUGGAAGAGAUGGAUAACAUUCAAGAGUCGUCUGAAGAGUUGGAGAGACAGUUGAAUGAAUUGCGCGAUCGCUUGAAUACAGAGCAGAUGGAGGCAAAGAAAUGGCGCGAAAUGUAUGAGAAUCUGAAGACCACCGCCGAUGACAAUAUCAAUCAAAAUGAAAACAAUAAACCACAGAAACCAUCGUCAGAUAAAAUGGAUGACACUAUCGAUGAUGAAGACAUCAUUGAGGAUAAUGUGAUCUAUGAUUGGGUAUUAAACUCAACGAAUCUGUUCCGGGAAGCGCUCCAUAAGGGCUCGUCCGUUAUCUCCCAUAAACUUAAAGGACUAUACGAUAGACUGAUGAGUGAUAACGAGUCGAUUAUACCACUGGAAGUGUUCAACGGAUUAAAUCUGACGCAAACAGUGAUCAUUGAUCUGAACCGUCGACUGCAGAAUAAAUGGCAGGAACUGCAAGACCUGAAGACAGUGUUCGCUUCGGGCAAUGAAAAGAUAUCCAAUAAGAUGUCCCGACUCUACGCACAGACCAUUCGUAAACUACACGACGCGAAGAAUAAGCUGUUGUCCAAAGAGAAGACAAUGCGCUCCAAAGUCGAUGAGUUUACUGUCCACAUGUCUCGACUGGUUAACAAAAUGGACGAUAAGUGGAAUCAGUUGUUGAAUAAACUGUCGAAACGCUAUUCAAAGGACUCGUCGACCGGUCCCGAGGACCAGCACUCGUCACGUGAUACUAAGGGCGACGAAGAGUUUGAGCCGAAGAUUAAUUGGUUUUUUCGGAGAGCGAACAGUCGGCGCAAACAACACGUGUACGGCCCGGGCUUUGGAAGUACCACUCGUACGGCUAGAACUGUAGAGUUUGAUCGUAAGGUACGGGUAAACGCCUACUCAAGACAUGUCACUUUGGAUGAGGACUCGGACGCGGAUGAGUCGAGUGAUAGGGAGGAGGCGGUGGACAGUGGCGUCGAUAGCGAUGCCGAACACGAAGAGGACGUGAAUUGGUUUCUAAAGAGACCCAAGAAAUCAAAGUUGGGAACCGAUUAUGAGUUCGAGAGACCGACUGCCAGACAAAGACGAAUGAAGUAUAGA